Porites lobata is the source of this 18219-nucleotide messenger RNA. The record is from the annotation of a GenBank genome assembly. NCBI's taxonomy places the organism in Eukaryota, Metazoa, Cnidaria, Anthozoa, Scleractinia, Poritidae.
AUGGCCUCGGGCCGACUCGUGAAAAACUUGUUUUUCGCUGCGUUAUGCCACUUCAUUCAUGUGCAGGUACGGUCAGACCUUGUGCUAAGUGGUGAAUUCUAGUGUUUUGGUCAGGUGUAUGGCUGUAUCCUAAAUUUUUAUCCUUCUUCGCUCCGCAGAUUAUAAGUCUAACUUUUUUUAUUUUCCGCAGACUAUCAUCGGUUCAGGAUCGUUCGAAAUACAUUUGGUUUCGUUAAAAAACAUUGAAGGUGAGAAAUUGGACGGUGGAUGUUGUGAUGGGAGUCGCACAAUAUAUCGUGGACAAAGUGUGUGCCUGGACGAGUGUGAUACAUUCUUCAAAGCUUGUCUCAAGCAAUACACGUCCUAUGUUUCGUCGGUGUCAGGUCCAUGUACAUUUGGUGAAUCUACAACUGCUGUUCUUGGAGGAAGUUCGAUCACCUUUACGAACACUUCAUCGUCGAAUAAUGGUUUUCGCAACCCGAUUUCUAUUCGCUUCACUUUUUCAUGGCUGGUAAGUAACCAUGGUUUAUGUUCUUAAACUUUUUCUUAAAAAAUCAAAGAUUUGCCAUCGGUCUGUUAGAGCAGGUCCGUUAUUUUUAAAAAUCUUAGAAAAUUCAGCGUAAUAAUUUGGAUUAAAUUUAUGCGGACGUUAACGCAGAUGGGCUAUAUUUUUCAAUAAUAAAAUUUUAAUGUAACCGCAUCUAACAGCCGUUUUUAACCCGAAAAAAAGCAGCUCAGUUAAAAAAGUGGUCAAAAGGAUUUUACGAAAGAUAGAUUUUUAACAGUUGAACCACUGCUCUGAGCGCGAGCUCAAACGCACAUUUUACUCGAAAGUUUGCAUUUCAAGAAAUAAAUUUCUCUCAUUGGCUCUCGGAAGCUAGUGGCAGAAGCACGUUCAUUUUACAGAAUCGACAACCACGUCGAAACUAAAAAUCUCUAUAAACACAGCUGCAGCUAUCUAAACAGGCAGCAUUAAAGCUAAAACCUGACCUGCAGAUAUCUCGUUGGAGUGCAUCGCCUCGUAUAUUUUUCAACGUUGUUUAUCGUAACUUGUAGUAUAGUUUCGGGGGCCACGUGUCUUCCGUUUGACAGCCUUUUGUGCGAAUUAUGUUAAUUAAUAGGAGUUACGAUUUAUUUGCAACACAAUGAUUACACUGACUGGAAAAAGAAAAAUCAAAGAAUUGACCUUGAAGCCGCAUGGCAUAAAAGCGAUUCAUUCAAUACGAAACCGAAGUGUUUCGAAAUUCCCAUGUUGUCACUUUCGCGUAUGUAGAUUUCAGGAAUAAACGAAACCCUAUACCGUUUACAUAGAAAUUUCCCACGUUCAUCGGCUGGGAAGAUAAAUAAUUCUCUUUACGUUUCCCCACAACUAGAGAAAAUAUUACAGUGCAAUUAAACUUUCAAUCGAUAGCAUACUCUAGAGAAAAAGCUCGUUGCCCCGGGAGUUGAUCUUUGCUUAGCUCUGCGUUAUUUGAUCUCUGUUUUCGAGAUCUUCUUGAUCGAUAUUAAAGCACAAGAUCUGAGAUAACCUCCCUUCUUUUGCGGUGGCAAUUUGUUGAUCUUGUUUGGCGCUUGGCUUGUUUUCACCUUUUCGAUUGUUGAAUGUAAAGUGACACAUGUGCCGAAUUAUGUUUUGGAAUAUUUGAAUUCUUGUUUGACCGCACUGAUGAAAACACUUUUGUUUUCAUUCUUUACCUUUAGAGCUUAUAUGCUUCAUAGUUUUUAAAGUUAAAAAUAUCAAAUGAAUUAAAUUAAGAUUAUAUUGCUUGAAAAGAGAAAAUUAUAGACUCCAGCUAAUUAAUAGUUCUACAUUGUUUGGGUCACGUUGCGUUUUUAUUAGUUCCCCCUUUGACUUUAUGGUGCCAGAUUAUGACAUCAAAAUUCACUGAAGGUAAAUUAUUUCUCAAACUUAUCAAAACUUCUUUUUCUUCACUUGUGGUCGAAGUCUCAUAAGUCACAUUCAGUUGAAGUGUCUACAAGCUGGAUUGACCUAUUUAACCACAAAUUACCUUCGUGAAGUGAUCUAGAUCUCCACAAAACUUUGUAAAAAUACCUCUCAUCCUUUAAUUGGUAUUUCCAUGCCCUCUUUUGAAUGAUUUAGUAGUCAUUUACAGUCUAAUUUAUGUCGUGUUUGCUUUCAUAUUUAGUGCAUAAUGUUUUUCCAUCAGAUAUUUUUUUUGCCCAUUUUAUUACUCCUUAAAAUUUGUGACUUUGAAGUUUUUCAACUUUCAAUAUUUUCCUUAUUUUAAAAAAAACCGGUUGUAGAUCUUCUGCCACUUUUAAAGAAAUUAAACAUUUGUUAUCCUGUAAGUUAGGGAAAAGGACCUUUCUUUUACUUCUUAUUUACAAAAACAAGGAAGUUGGGUCAUUAGUAUCGGUAAAAGACUAACAAUAUUUUGUUCUCUUUAAUUGCUUCUUCAGUUGGCUUUCUUUUCUCCUUAAAUUUUAGGACUAAAAAUUUAGUAUUAUGUAGUGGCAAGAAAAAUAUUUUAUUAGCCUUAAAUAUGUCUUCCUUUGAAGAUGAUAAGUGAUUCUUACACAUGAUGUCCCUAUAGAGCUCUGUGGUCAUGUUACUCUCGAGCAAGGGUGCAUAGAAAAUUAAGAAUGAGUUCUAUACAAACCACAAGUGAUGGUAGUGUUAAAUUUAUGAAAAGUCCAUAAAAGUCUCUCUUAUCUCUUAUAAAUAGUUUGUGGAAAUACAAAAAUCAAUCCUUUUGUUUAUUUGCAUAGCUCAAAUUUAUGCAGCUGUCAAAUUCAGUCCGAUCUUGUGCCAAAUAGAUUUUAUAGUGUCUCAGAAACAGAGUGUUGUGCUGCUUAAUAUAUUUGGCAUAGUCUUUGAUAAUUAUUUUGAUGGAAGGCUGUUGUGUUAGAUUGUUGUGCAAACUAUUAUGUUUUCAGUUUUAAAGAAAAAUUGUCAGGUUUUUCUUUAUGACUGCACCAACUAAUCUCAAAUGAUGGAAAGAUGUUGGAAAGUAGCUCCCUUUUGUAAAUAAUUUUAUUACUUUCCAGGGGUAAGAUAAGGUAAUGCAAGCAGUGUUUGAUAUCACAGGUGUUGAGCCAUUCUUUUCAUUAUUAGUAGAUUCAAUUAAGGUAGUCGCCAGAAUAGUACACAAGAUAUUAUUACUUGCACGUAGUUAUUAAAAGGUUUGUCUUAAUACUUCAGUUGAAACCACAAUUACCUUCUUAAUAAACUCACAAUUUCUUUUUUAUAUAAGUUGUGCUAUCUUGUCCAAGAUUUUAUAUAUAUUUUGGAGGGACAUUUCUGUUGGUUUGGCUGAAUUUAAAGUUUCUCAGAGUGUGAAUUAAAAAGGACCUUUUCCAAAGCUGCAGAGAUUUUCAAAAUACUUUUUUAUUUGAAUUUUUAUUAUUAUUAUUUUGAUGUCUGAAAUUUCUAAGCAGAUGAUUUAUAUUGUUAGUGGUGCAUGACAGUGGUUGUUGGUUUGUGAUCCUGAUUUCUGCCAGAUUUAAUAAUGUAUAUGUAUGUGUUGUGUUAGAUGCUUCCCUGUUAUAAAUAUAUAUUAUUUUCUAAGUUUUAAAAAUAAUGUGGAGCUGUGAGGAAUAUUAUUCUCCACUUUCCAAUCGUGUUCUUGCUUCUUCAUUCAUUUCUUUCAAGUUUUCAAUAUGUACUGAAUGUUGUCAAUGGCUUUUGAGUCAGCAGGAGCACUGAAAAUCAUGUUACGUAAAAUUUUUUUGUUUGCCCAAAUAAAGUGAAAGGAUAAAUAGCAGAUUGGUAAACACUAAAUUUUUAAUCAGUAAAUUCAUUGAAAGGAAAUUAGAAUCUAGUAUUCUUUAACAGCAGUAUGCCAGCAAAAUUAUUUUGUAAAAAGAGUUAUUAUCCUUUAUGUAACUUAUCUAGAAUAUUACCUUUAGGAAAGUGAGAACUUGUGUAGCUGUAACUUCCAAGCAGUUUGUAAAAUUUGCCAAAUUUCCUUUUUGUAAUUAAGAAAAGCAAAUAAUAUUCCUCUCAAGUAGGGAUUAGAAAACCAACUUCCUAGUAGUAAACAGUAUUUGUUAUUCUCAUGGUGCAGCUUCAAAUGUUUUUAUUUUAACCAUCUAUUUGAUUAGUUUUUCAAUCUCUAUGGGUAAGGGAGUAAGACUUGUACCGAUUUUUCCUUUAUUUUAUUUAUGUUUUUUUGGCCUGGCAAUAUCAGAGUUAUGCCAUGGCUUUUAAAGAUGCCCAAAUGCCACUUUAAAGCCAAGAUAUCAUUUUCCAAGAAAGCAUUAAUCCUUUGAAUAGGGGCCAAUAUAUUUUGUUCAGCUGUUUCCUUAAAAUUUCAAAAAUUUUUGGUAUGUGAUUUCAGAUCCUAUUCCUUGGCAAAAACAUUUCAAACUGCAUGAAUUAAUCAGAUUUUAUUCUUCCAAAAGUUUGCAGAAAGUUACUUAAUUAAGCACUUUCGUUGCUUUCUUUAAUCUGUUGUUAACUUGUGGGGUAAUUCUUGAUGGCCAGCAUUACAGCUCAACUUUUCUUCAUAUGAAAAACACAUAAUGGGGAAUGUCCUUUGUUAUACUAAAAUUUACUGAAUGCAAGGUACUGUCAUUGUACAUGGCAAAACUUUGGUCAGUCAUGCGAUAUUUUUGUACUAAAAGACUAUCUGCUGUUCUUGAUUUCAGACAACUUACUUCUUAGUUUUAGAAGCUUGGGAUGCAGACAAUUCAAGUAAGUGAUUUUACCCAAAAAAACAUUUUAAAAAUACUGUUAAAUUUGUUGCAUGACCUCAGGGUACUUUUAAAGUUUGACGCCAUCGAUAAUGGAUUUCUGCAUUAUUAUAUUGUUGCUAUUACUGCAGUCAUGCAAAUUUGUAAAAGUGCUCUCAGUAUUUUCACUAACCAUAUUUCUUUGGUGCUAUUCUUUAAAUUUUUAAUAAAGAAUGUUGUGUUAGUACCUGACUUGAAUAUGUUCCUUUUUUGCCAGUUGGCAGAGAUAUAUUUAAUUUUUUUUUUUUCAUUUCUUAAAAAUUCCUGGUUUUAUUCCCGCCAUUUAUGGGAAAAAAAGUAAAUGAAAAUUGUCUGUUAAUUUCUUAUUAACAUCAAGACUAGACAACAGUAUUUCAGCUGAAAUGCUCACUGAAAAAAAGAAAAGAUAUAAUUUAUAAGUGUGCUGGCUGCUAAAGCUGUUAAAUGAAAUCUCCAUAUUUUUUUGUAGAUCCUCGGAUAAAUUUCCCCAACCUUAACUUUUGCUUCAGGAACAUCUGAGUCUUUGGAUAGAAAAUAUUUUAUUUUUUCUUUUAUUUUGAAAAGCUUUUUUGUAUUGAAAAGUAUUUAAGCUCAAUUUCAUGCAGUUUUUUUUAUCAUAAUUGGCCAACUAGUUUACCUCCAAUCUGUUGAAAUUUUAUCCUGUUAUAUUAAAUUGAAAAAUAUAUGUUUUGUGAUCACUGAAAGCUUCUAUAUUGAUUUAAAGGGGCUAUGUUACAAAGAUAUUGCUGUUUUUGGUCAAUUUUGUGCUGAAGCAAUAACUUAAACCUUCACCCAUACACAAAAUGCUCCUGUAAAGUUGUGAAGAAGAUGUUGUACCAGAAUUUCAUCAUGGAGCUCUAAACACAAUUUUUUCGGCAAUUUGUGCUGGCAAGGCAUUAAAAUUUCAAAAGGUUGACCCAACUUUUUUAUGGUUAAAUCCACGUCCAUCCAAAGCAACAGAUGAUGACAGGAAACAGGUUUAAUUCCUGAAUACAUUUCUAGUCUUAAUCAACAAAAAUAGCUCAUAAAAUUUAUUAAGAAGACACAUUGUAGCUUUUCAAAAAGAUGACAAAUAGCGUGAAAUAGCCCCUUUAAACUCUUCUUGGGUAUAAGGGGUUUAUGAAUCUAGAUUAUACCAACUUCUUUUCGUUUUCAACAAGGUAAUGGUGAACUAAUAGACAGAGCUACUCAACGUGGUACAUUAUUUCCAAAUAAGACAUGGGAAUUGCACACGUACAAUGGUCCUGCUGCCACCAUCAGCUACAAGAUACGAGUGAUCUGUGAUACUAACUAUUAUGGAAGUCGGUGCAACAUACUUUGUCAACCCCGAAAUGACAGUUUUGGUCAUUACACCUGUGAUGAGAAUGGGAGGAAAGUAUGUAUGCCAGGUUGGAGAGGAAAUCGCUGUGAUAUAGGUUUGUGGAACUUUUGAAACUGUUUUGAUUUACUUACUACUGUCAAUAGGUUAUUUCCAAGUUGCAAAACAAUGUACAGAUAUGUCUGUCACUUUUUUGUAUCCAUAUUAAGGAUAUUUGAUUGCUAAGCUAAGGCUGAAAUUUCCCGUUGGACUGCCUGAUUUAAGCUCAACUUAAAGAGUAACUCCUUCUCUUACAGCCAUCUGUAAAACUGGUUGCGACCCAGUCCAUGGAUCUUGUAAUGUCCCUGGAGAAUGCUUGUAAGUCAAAAUGUUUACUGUACAUAACAAUUAGCAUUGCCACUCUAUGAAACACCAUAAUGUGCUGUCGAUUUGUCAGAUUGCCUCUAUUACAUGUAGUUUUUCCACCUACCAUUAUUUAGUUAACUGUGAUUUAACCAUUGUUUGUUUUUAGGUGCAAUCCAGGAUGGGGUGGGGAACUAUGUGACCAGUGCCGUGUAUAUCCUGGGUGUGUUCAUGGGACGUGUAGUCAACCGUGGCAGUGCAAUUGUGAUUCUCAGUGGGGAGGUCCCCUGUGUGAUGCAGGUAGCAUAUCUACAUUGUUCGGAAUCCUUAAAAAAUAAAACUUAAGCUCAUUUGAACAAUUUCAAAUCAAAGACAGAUUUCAACAGCAGGUCACUUUACACUGUUCGUGUAGAGGUGUAUGUCCAUGUCAACAGUACUCUAUGCUCUUAGUGAAUGCGCAUAACACAUACUUGUGAAUGCUGAAGCCAUCCUCUAACAUUACAUUACGUUGCUUUUUUAAAUGCCAUGCAGACAUAUGUUGUACAAGUGUGGUAGUCUAUUCUACUGAUAUGUGUGCAGUUGUGUUGAGCAUGUUUAUGCUUCUCCAUCAACAGAUCUCAACUCGUGCAGAUCUUUACCUUGCCAAAAUGGAGGUAUAUGUUACAACGUAGCAGCGGGGCGGUACAAGUGCAACUGCCAAGAUGGAUUCACUGGUGUUAACUGUGAAACUGGUUAGUGCUUUAUAGUGUGAUAUCACUGUCAAGGUUUUCUAUAUAAUACCCUACUGCCAUGACUGUUUACCGGUAGAUGCUGACGUUAUGGUAUUUUUAUUACUCAACAAAUGGCUAUUUUUCUUGCAGCAAUUGAUUUUUGUGCUUCAUCACCCUGCAAGAACAAUGGAACGUGCCACAAUGAUACUAAUAACUUCCGAUGCACUUGUCCGCUUGGCUGGGCUGGGCCCACUUGUGAAAUAAGUAAGUACCUGCACCUAUUGUGUAGUCGUGGUGACCGUUGGGGCGCCACAGACAAAGCAACCCUUUCCCUCCAUUUGAUUUUAUUUUCAGCUUCUCUUGAAGCGUUGCAAAACCUCAACCCUGUCCACUCAGAGAUAUUAUUCUCCCAACGUUUCUCUUGUUGGCCCCUUCUUCUUUGCACUGUUCCUUGUAGUAAAAGGUAGCAAAAUUGUGUAGCCUUCAUAACUGGUGCUUCAUGAGCCAAGCGAGGCAAACACGGCAUUUUUCACUAACCACGGGGCAAGGCAAGGAGAAAAAAUAUCCUACCCACACCUAGCGAUUUGCACAACAGGCCAUGUUGGCUUCCCUUGGCUCAUAAAGCGCCUCUUAUUCAGGGUAAAAAUUGGAGGGGCAUUUUCUGUGAAAUCUUAUUGUAGAUUAACAACCAUGGUGAGUUAUUUAUCUCAUGUUGCUCACCUUUGUAGACAGAGAUUGUACAAGUCAACCUUGUCAGAAUGGUGGAGUCUGUCGUAACAGUGGUCAAGGCAAUCAAUGUGUAUGUCCCCCAGGAUGGACAGGCCACAUGUGUGAGCAUGGUCAGUACCCUUUUCUCACUAAACUGUGAAAAUAAUAUCUUUGAUCAGUUAUCAAGCUACUUCUGAUCUUAUAAAUGCUAGUUUUCCUUAAAGAAUAGAUCAGUCCUUAUUUUUUUUUAAGGAACAAAGCUCUAUGUUGUAGUAUCUCCUGAUCUGGAUUUUAAUUUACAUGUAAAAUCUUAUUUGUGUUGAAGAUGUUGAUGAAUGCGCUUCAAGUCCAUGUUCUAAUGAUGGCAAGUGCAUUGACCUGAUCAAUGACUUUGCUUGUGAAUGCAAAGCAGGCUGGAAGGGAAGAUUUUGUAAUGAAAGUAAGUGCAAUACAAUACUGAGCUUGUAAGUCACCUCCUGAUGAUGAAUGAUAAGACUCAGAUUUCUUUGAUGUGUUUUUGUGGAACAACAGUCUAUUUACUCUUUGUUACAGUCAAACAUCUUGAAAACAGACAGACAAACUGACCCAAAUGUCUGAAUUGUAAAGGUGCUUGCAUCGUACUCCCCCUGUAGAGAUAUAAAGAGUUUUUCCAGUGUGAUAACUUAGUGGCCAGAAGAACUGACCCCUAUAAAGAUGUGGUCAAAUUAUGGGAGUGUCCAUAAUUGUGCUCGUUGUAUUUUGUCAUACAAAAUAAGCGGUUUUCUUAACUGUUCUUUUUAUGCACAUUUUUCAGGUAUAAAUGACUGUGCUGGACAGUGCAGAAAUGGAGGAACAUGCACAGACUUGGCGAAUGACUACCAGUGCAGCUGUCCCAGUGGCUUCACGGGCAAGGAUUGUGAGACCAACAUUGACGAUUGUCAGAGUAAUCCCUGUGUAAAUGGUGGAGUUUGUGUAGAUGGGAUUCAAACCUACACUUGUAUUUGUAAAACUGGAUUUACAGGAAGUGAAUGUCAAGUUGCUGUCAAUGAAUGCCAACCCUCGCCGUGUGUUCAUGGAACUUGCUCCGAUCUACUGAAUGACUACAAAUGUACAUGCAGUUCAGGAUAUACUGGGAGAAAUUGUUCGGUUUUGGCAACUGCUAAUACUUGUAACCCUUAUCCUUGCCAGCAUGGAGCUGCAUGCAUUAAACAUGCCGAUGGGUCAGAGACUUGUGUCUGCCCUGCUGGCUACACUGGUGCAUUCUGUGAGACCGACAUCAAUGAAUGUCUGAAUGCAACAUGUCAUAAUGGUGGAACCUGUGUCGAUGCCAUCAGUGGAUUCAAGUGUGUGUGCCCAUCAGGUUAUACAGGAUCUACUUGUCAGAUUAAUGCCAAUGCUUGCUUGAGUUCUCCUUGUCACAGCUUGGCAACAUGCGUGGAUAAAACUGGUGGCUAUGAAUGUGUGUGUGCUGCAGGAUAUACCGGGGUAAAUUGUGAUCACGGAAUAAAUGAUUGUGGUCCCUUGAAUCCCUGUAGGAAUGGAGGGACAUGUUUGGAUAGACUUAAUGGAUACCAGUGUCAGUGCAGGUAAGAGGGCAUAAAGUUUAAACUUUAGAAAUUGACAAGCAAAGCAAAAACAACAGAAAAAUUAUCCAAACAGUUUAAAGAUAUGGUUGUUUUCAAUUAGUUUCUUGUGGCUAAGAUCUUUAAACAGUUGUUUGAAGGUUUUACUGUGCAGGGUACAAUUUAAGUUUGAGAUAAGAAAUAAUCCUUUAAUUCAUAUAUUGAAGCGUCGGAAAAUAAUCAAUCCUCAAAAAUUUUAUUUUGUGUGUUUUUUCAGGCCAGAGUUUACUGGAGCUGACUGUGAUGUUCCCAUCAGUGUGUGCACAAGUAAUUCUUGUUUCAACAAUGGAACUUGUAUUCAGGGUGUUGGUGCAUUCACCUGUAGCUGCCCUCCUGGCUUUACUGGACAGAAAUGUGAAGCAAAGAUUGAUGCAUGCGACUCAAACCCUUGCCAUAAUGGAGCAACAUGUCACAGCUUAGACUUUGCCGGUUAUACAUGCUCUUGUUCUGCUGGAUUCACUGGUCAAGACUGCGCCACAAGGAUUAACUACUGUGAUAACUUUGCCUGUGAUAAUGGUGGUACAUGUUCUAAUGGCUUACUCAGUGCAUCCUGUAUUUGUAUGCCAGGAUUCAGUGGGGUACACUGUGAGGUCAAUAUUGAUGAGUGUCUGUCUGGUCCUUGUCUUAAUGGUGGUCGGUGCGUAGACAAGAAUAAUAGCUUCCAUUGUGUGUGUCCCACAGCGACAAGAGGAAGACUUUGCGAAGAAGGUAAAACAAAUUUGCUGUAAAAAAAAUAUUAGCAGGAUCUGUCCAGUCAUUCUAGUUCUGAUGAACGCUUCCUGCUAGAGUUAUCCUUAAGAAUCAUAAGGAAAAAUUAAUUUAACUUUAAAGUAGGUUGGUAGGAAUAUCUAACAAACGAUAAAGUGAACAACUAAGCACUGUAUCACGAGCAUUAUUUUUAUUAUUUACACAGUGAUCAAUCCUUGUUUGGAACCCGCAACAGUCAAUGGAACUUCUAUUUUGCGAGAUUCCGGAAUUUGUGGCGCACACGGAACAUGUGAAUUACUCUCUCCAGGAAACUACAGCUGUAAAUGCGCCAAAGAUUACAAAGGGAACCACUGCCAUGAAAGUAAGUGAUGAAAUCUCUCCAUGUUAGUCUUCCCAGUAUGAUAUGAUGUUCAGCCUGCCGACUGCAGUGACUAUGAUGGUUAUGUGUUGUGAAGUUCAUUGCUUGUGUCCUAACUUUUGCAUUUUUUGUGUUAAGAAAUCGAUAACUGUCGUAACCACAGCUGUAAGAAUGGAGCAAGUUGUCUGGAUGGUAUUGAGUCGUACACUUGCGUUUGCGCUGAUGGCUGGGAAGGGCCUAAUUGCACACAAAGUAAGUAUAUAUCCUGAAUAUUUCUUCUGAGAGUGAGUAAGCACAGCUAUUGAAAAUUUCUGAGCUACCGUAAAAUUCCCAAAAUAAGUCCCUCCAUGUAUAAGUCCCUCCAAAUAUAAGCCCCCCAAACCGGUAACGCAAGAAACCCUCCGUUAAAUCGCCCCUCCAGAUAUAAGCCCCCGGGGGGUUGUACUUGGAAUAUUACCCUCAAAUACAAAGUAAAACAAAGCAAAAACAAUAAAUUUACCUUCAACUAUAAGGCCAGCCCAAUCGAUUUUGAAACGCAAAUUUCUCUCCGUAGAUAAGCCCCUCCGAAAAUAGGCCCCUUAAAAAGGGCCUUUGAAAAAUAUAUUCCCCCCCACCCCCCGCCUCCGGGCUUGUUUUCGGAAUUUUACGGUAUUUUUUCUCCAGUGUAAGGGAUUUUAAAGCCUUGAAUCCUGUAAGGUUUUCAGUCUUAUAAUUUCGAUCAUGCUUUUUCUUAGUCUUCACGCUGUUCUAGUACAACGAAGAGUAAAGAAAGCACCAUUUUGCCCUCUAGAGCCAAGUUAUGGAGCUGAAUAAAAUCCUUCUUUGCUUCCCUCUCAUGAAAACCAGCCUGAAACCGCACAAAAUGUUGCCCUUUCUUUUUCUGUGGUUUGUAGAAACAUUUGUUUUCCAUAAUUACUUAUUUUCUUUUUUUUUUUUCAGACAUCAACGAGUGUAGCUCCAAUCCAUGUAGAAAUGGAGGCAACUGUACAGACUUGGUAAACGGAUUCCUCUGUAAGUGCCCAGGCAAUUGGAAAGGAAAAUUUUGCCGAUCAAGUGAGUUUCACUUUUUUUAUUAUGUUUGGAAAUGAAUGGCCUGUGGUAAUUAAAUAUCUAGAGAGGGAAAUUCAGGGACAUGGUCGGGCGACUAUAAAAGUCGCAAGAAAAGAAAAACUGUUUAUUAACGUCCAUUGUGCGCUAAUUUAAUUUAUGACGCUUGUCUCAACAGAAACAUCGCACUGCAGUGGCAGCCCCUGUUCGAAUGGAGGUCUCUGUAGAGAAACUGGGGACAGUUUUCAGUGUGAAUGUCAGAACGGAUUUACAGGAGAUACAUGCCAAAUAGGUUAGUCGCAAUCCCACACGACAUGAGCUGUUAUUUUCUUUUUAGUUUAAUUGAUGUUGAUGUUUUUCUUUCGACGUAGUUGAUUGUCGUUAUUAUUUUAUUGUAAUAUUUUCAUAACUGGUGGUGUUUUGCGCCUUUUUGCUAUUUGUGCCUCGUUUUAUUGAUUGAGAAGUAGAGCCACCCGUGGAAAACGCAUUCAUUAUACAGUUCUUGAUCAGUUAGAAUACUAGUGAGCUCGUACCUGCCCAUUUUUUUCAUUCAAGAAAUCUUUUGUGUUGCUAAUGAACACCUGUUAAUGCUUUCAUUACUUUGUGGCUCCAUUGUUAUCGCAUCGUAAAUCAAACGCGACAACAUGUGUGCGCCUUCAAUAGCUUGCCGUCCAUGCAUCGUGUGUGCCUUUGUAAAAUCCGCUAUGGCGUCUCGAUUGAAUUCCUUUAUUUCCAAUUUCGCGCGCGCAUUUGGUACAAAAAAGAACGCUUUGCUGGAAACGUGCCGCGUUCGAGUUUUCGAUCUCGUUAUCUUUAAAACAACGGAAAAACGCUAAGCGUUUGUAAUUGAAUUUGCCGUAAUUAAUAAUAGCUGGUUCCGUCCUUACCGUGUCACUUUCUUGCCUAGUCUCGCAGUUUCAUUAGGCUUGCCGUUUUUAUUUUUUCCUGUGAAAAAUUAUUUCCUGUGUUUGACGCAAGUGGAAAUGUGUCUUACUCUAUUUCCUUUCACUUUUCGUAAUUGAGUUUAGGCUAGUCUUUGCCGUUAAAAUUGCACCUUAGAUGGUUAUCUUAGCAUUGUAUCUUAGGAAGGCUUUUCCUUUAAGAAAUUAGGAAAACUUUUUCUUCAGUUAUCUGAUCUCGAAGGCAUGUCAAUAACGCUCAAUUCGUCUGAGAUAUCAAUGCAUCUACAUUUACCGCUAAUUUGCUCAUUAACAGAGGAAACUUUUAAACGGAAAGGUGGAGGUUUUUUCCACCUUGUUUGUCUUUGUGGUUGGGCGAAUUAAGAGGUUUUGGGCUUUUCUAAUUAGCCCGGCGCGGAGUGAUUUACUUCACGUUUAUGUGAUUCUAUCUACAGCGCAUGUCUAAUAAACUGUUUUAUUUUGUAGCACCCAAGCCUUGCUCGUCCAACCCAUGUCAAAACGAAGGAACGUGUCUGAAUUCACCUGAUGGCGUUGGUUUCUCAUGCGUGUGUUCAGACGCCUGGGAAGGAAGUCUCUGCGAAAAGAGUAAGUCGCUAAUUAAUUUCAUUGCCCUAUUUUCGAUUAACAAAUUGAUUAACACGGAAUUUAAUUUAGUAGUGGAUCUUGGUCGGGUUAAUCAUAUAGCAAGUUUUCCCGUUUGCAUAAAAGACUCACGCUCUUGGGUACCCUAUUCUUUCUUCUCUUUUAGUAAAACUCUUUGACUUCCAGAUUUCAUUUUGGUUACGUAAAGUUUACCGCUUCGAGUGCGCGUUAAAAGUCUUAUUGUAUGGCCAUUCAAACCAAAUCUCGUCAUGUCUACUUAAACAUGGCCCUAUUGGUUUUUUAGUGCUAUGUAAAGCUUAGUUGGGUUUUUUAAAAUUGGGCCAUUGUUGGAAGUGAAAAGAUUAAGGUAUGGUUUACUAAAGCGUGUUCCAAUGUAUAUGGUUUGAAAGCGAAACCAUUAACGUAUGAUACACGGAAAUUAUAUCAGGAGCCUUUUAAUACGAUGUGUUCCAAUGCUUAUGUGACGGUAAUUUUCAUUUCAGGUAAGGACGACUGUGCAUCCAACCCUUGUCAUAAUGGAGGUACGUGCAUAGACGGAGACGGCUGGUUUCUUUGCUCUUGUGCACGCGGCUUCACAGGACCAGUUUGUAAAAUCAACAUCAACGACUGCAACUCGUCCCCGUGCAGUGAUGGCGCUACCUGUAAAGACAAAAUCGAUGGCUUUGAAUGCAUUUGUCCUGCGGGAAAGUUUGGAGCAAUAUGUGAAAGUAAGUGUUCGGUUUGUUCUUUUGUGAGGCCUCUCUCUGAGUCACUUUACGGACGUUAUGCCAUCUACCACUUUAGAAUCGAGAAGAAAACAGGAUCGAGCUAACAAAGACUUCUGGGACUGUUAUGACUUGUGCCCCCAAAGGCGAUCCCAGAAACCACUGCGGGACACAUUUUGGCACCAAUUCCAUUUCUCGUUUCUUAAGUAGCAAAUGUGAUUUUGUUUGUAUGUUUUUGUGUAUUGCUUUACUGAAGCAUGCCAUUCUAAAGCUUUAACAUGAAAAAACCUUUGUUGUAGAUGAUGAGAAUGACACGAGAAACUGCAAACUCAAGGACGGUACGAUUCAGCUUCAUAACUCUACAGUACAAGAGGACUGCAAUAGCUGCCUGUGCUUCGAUGGCGAGCGUCAUUGCACUGGAAUUGAUUGUGGUGCGAGCAAUUGUUUGGACAUCAGUGAUGCUGGGAAAUGCCCUCCAGGAGGAAAGUGCGUACCAAAGGAAAAAGUAGGAUGCCUAAACCCCCCUUGUAAACAGUGGGCAGAGUGCAGUGGAGGCGGAACUACCUCUAAACAAAGCGGCUCCGAAAUCAGUGGAGAGGUUUGCCUUCCAAACAGUACUGAGUUGAAUGCAGACUGUGCUAAGAUCCAUAUCGUGUUCAAGAUGAAAAAACUUCCAAAGGUAACUAGAUUAAGUUUCAUCAGAUUUGGGCGCGUUAGUUUAUCGACCAGAAGUGUUAUUUUGUCGAGUCAUCAACGCAAAGGAUUAAUUGUUUUUGUUUUUGCCAUCUUAGGGAACUCUUGUGGAGGAACUGUGCCACCAGUUACGAUACCUACCGUUGUUGAAGAAGUGGGCGACGACAGGAAACAUUCGGUUACUGUGUGAAGGAAAGGACAAAGAUGAUUCCACUUCCACGGUCGUCGUGUCGGUGGUAGGUUUUCUUGUAAAUAGCUUUUCAUCUGUCUGCCUAGGCAUUAAUCCUGUUUUUCGUUCGGAUUGGUCCUGUUGUUGGCGGCCUGCCCGCGCACCCUUCAAUUUAGAGUUCUUGUUCAUAAGAUAGCGUGGACCCAUUCUCGUCCUCAGAGCCACUCGGCAUUAUCCCCCGCGUGGGGAGUACCGCAGGCGCAUCGAAACACCCACGGCUGGAGACUGAGCCUAGUUGCGACCGCGACUAAAACAAACGACGGGCCCUGGAAAAGAGAAUAAGUAGAUUUAGUGUGACGUUUUCGUCAAACGGCAUACGUGAAUUUGUACCACGUGACCAAGUUUUCCCCUGAAUUGUCGCUUACUGUUAAUUACUUCUGAACAGUAAUAAGUAGUUUCGCACUAGUUUUAUCCAUAGGAAUUGCUCUUUUAUCUGCUUAUUUUCUAUUCUGAGAAAUUCUCAACUACAAUCUGACUUUUGCCGUUUGCCGUAAACGUCACUCUAAAUCUCUCUACGUAUGUAAGUUCGUAAAAUUGACGCGCGUAAAUUAAAUAGAGGCGAUGUACGAAACCCAGCACGUGAAAGUAGAAGUUGAGCGAGGUUUGACUUUUACGCUAACGGGUCACCUUCCAUAAAUUGCCUCUAUUUUAUUUACGCGACAGUGGAAAUCCACCUUAAUGUCGGGGGGCCUGAAAGCCGUGAAAAGAGACGCGACGGUCUUCUGCAAAGUGCAAGUCAUUGGAAACGUCUCUUGCGAGUUUUAACCGAUUUGUUUCUCUCUUUUCCUCCUCUUUAGGCCAGUACGCGACGCACAGAAGUGGCCCAAAAAGCGGCAGUGGACAUAGCAAGAUUCAUCCGAGCAGUACCUUCCAACAAACAAGAGGAAAUCAACAUUACUCUUUACAACGUACUCAUUGCCGUUGAAGAGGUGACGGUGGAGCGAUCAGUGACUCUGUCUUUUCAUGAGGAACAAGGUGUGUUGAGCAUGUCCGCAUGACAGUUUAGAGGUUACGUAAGGUAGAGUGGCGAUAAACCCAUCAUUUAGCCAGCCUAGCAGAAAGAUAGGCACGCGUGGGGGGAGGGGGGGACACGCAAUGCCGCCUAAGGACGGGAAGCGUUGCGAGACUCCGGCUCGAGCGGCUGCGAAGGAAGGAGACUGGGUAGUUCAGAAAAUGAAUUCUGGUUGUGAGGUUAGGUGUUACUUUUGGGAAAGCUAACACAGACACAUAGUUAUAAGCUCCCUAAGUAAUUUAUUGAACAUCAAAGUGUAGAGUGUAGAUAGAGAGCUUUAGAUUUGAUGACGAGAGUGAGUACGAGUACGAGAGUAACUUAAUUUUUUUACGCGUGUUCUCCAAAAAAAGAAACCCCGGAAAGCUUCAUUUCACGUUUUUCACCAAAAAACGUUAGUACCGUUUCUUAUACUGAAGGAGGUUAAGCCCUCUCCUGAUAGCAAAAUGAUAAAACUUCUUCCAUUUGACAACCUGUUCCCGCCACUACGACAUUCUCGCUAAAACUCAUAGUAGAAUGACGACGACUAUCACGUUUUCCCACCGAAAUGACGCUGGUUCACGCGCGAGCAAUACUAAGUAUUGAGAAAAUCUCUUUAAUACUCGUAGUCGUCCUCGUCUCAGAAUCUAAAGCUCUAUUAUGGCAAUAUCAUGGCUGUUACAGUACACAAUGAGCUAACUUUACGCGCAACAGGAAUUUUAAGUUGUUUUUGGUUCUUUCAACAGCUGCUCCAGACUAUCUCAUACCAUUAAUUGCAUCGCUUGUUGUGUUGGCGGCCAUUCUUCUUUUAAUACUUUGCAUCAGAGGAAAAUGGAGAGAAAGAAGACGCGCAAACCGAGAAACUCGCCUAGCUACAAGAACAACUUUGAAAAAGAAAAGGAACACAACGCAAGAAAAGCCACUGACCACUGCAAGAACUUAUUAUAAUCAGACUUCAACGGAUUCGACAGCGUCGUCUUCAACGACGGCGUCAACGCGUUCAACAGAGCUAAGAAACUUUGAGUACAACCGAGCAAGUUUGCUCGACUCAACACCCUCGGUGUGUUCCACGCCGCAAGUUCUUUCCCCACCCCUCUCCCCAAAGGAGGAGGGUGCUAAAGACGAAUGGCGAAGAUUUCGGGUACAGCGAAACAGCACACAGAUAGAAAUAAUUGUAUAGAAUAGUUAUCCGUGAUCAAUUAUUAUAGCCUUCGGUAAUUCAUAGAGAAAUGAAUGAAAUAUUCGCUAUUGUUAAUUUAUUAAUACCACAAAAGUGUAGCUUUUUAAAGCAAUUUUCUAUUACUCGAAUAGUUAGAAUAUGGCGGCUGAAAUAAUUUAUUUAUAGAGAGAGAAAAAUGUUUUAAAGCAUCGAGAUACCGUGGUGCUGGUUUUGUUCAGAGGCCAAGUUGUAAAUAAUUUCACAAAGGUAUUUAAAUGGUUUUUAAAGCUGUAUAUAUGUAAGUAAACUAUUUAAUUUAAUAUUUAAAUGGCCCUGUAGUUCAACUUGAACAAAGGUGAGUCUCGACACAUUCUCGUGUGACUAAGAAAAAAAAACUUUUACGUUUCAACGUUUAAUGUUGGUUCAAGUUUACUUUAAGUAAUAGUCAAAACUAAGUUUUGAAAAAUGCAUUUUGUAGUCAAAUAGUUUUGUAAAAAUAACUUAAAAUAGACUCUAGAUUCUCAGUCUUGUACCACUACGAUCACAUUUAUGGUCAGCUGGCGAGAUGAAAAUGUUGAAUUAUUUUAUAUAGAACGAGGCAGGCUGCAGGCCACAUCGACUCAAGUUUUCUAAGUAAAUGUAAAUUUCGUAAAGGUUUGACAUAGAACCUCUAGAAUAUUUUUGUAAGUUUCUGUGUUAGGAUCGUCAUGGUCCUCGUUCUAAAAUCGCCGAGUUUGUAAGCCAACAUUUUGAUUUUGUUUAUUUUAUGAUUUAUACGAAUGCUUUAAUAUUGGUCUGCUACGCCUCGUACGUCUUUAGAAUAACCCUUGAAGGCCCAAACACACAUUUAUCAAAAUGAAAAAAAAUUAACACUGCGAUCAUUUUCCUUUCUCUUUAUAGAAACACUGUAACAAAAUAUUUUACCAGAAGGAGAUUCGCAAUCUAAAUUUUGGGGCUUUAGGGGUUCGUAGUUACUGCUUAUCUUCUUAUGGAUAUAAACCAAGCUGUAGAACAUGCAUUUUACUUCAUACUUUCCAGCGUUACCCAAAAACUGUUCAAUAUAUUUACGGAAAAAUAUAGCGUUUGAAUGUUCAAAACGUUUACAAGUCAUUAUUCGAGCAAACGCUUGAUUUUGCGAAAACUACAAAGCUAUAAGCGCAGUUAUUUCGUUCGAUUCUGUUGUGGAAUUAUAUCCAAAAAACCUGUACCAAGUAUUAACCGUUUGCAAGCCUUUCGAUUCUGGCUGCCACUAGCAAAGCUUGCUGUAAUGCAAAAUUUAAACAAUUCUUAAACUUUUAUUGUACAAGAACUGAUUUUUGUCAGGAUCUGAAGUAAUUAUUGUGAGACGCCGCCAUUACUUGAUAUUCGCUCGUUGUAAGCGAGAGGUUAAUUUAUCAGGCCUGGCAGAGUUGUUAAGUUCCUGUUCAUGGCUUAAAAUAAACGCACUUACGACCAUC